AAACUUUUUCAAUUGACUAAUCAGUGUUACCUUCUUAUUUAUCGUUGGAUGUAAACAGAAGAUGGCAGACCUCGUGGAAAAAGUUUUGAGAGAAGCAGCUGAAAAGGAAUCAAAGUUUAAAACUACAGAAGUUGAAAAAGAGAUUGAUGUCAUUAUAGAUGAAGGAAAUCUCCUUGUGUGUGACACAAAUCCUAUUGAUUUUAAAUUACAAAAAAAGAACAGAGAAGAUUAUUUAAAAGAUUUGAGUAGAGACAACACACAGUUACUUAUCAACAGAAUAUGGCAGUUGCCAACUCACAGAGAAGACGAAGUUGUAGUUGCAGAGUUACCUGAUGUUAAAACACUUAUCCCUAGAGAGAAACCAGUGCCCAAAAAAAGAAAAGCAACAAAAUGGGAAGAGUAUGCCAGAAUGAAGGGUAUAAAUAAAAAGAAGAAAGGAAGAAUGGUGUUUGAUGAACAGUCAAAAGAAUAUAAACCUAGAUGGGGAUAUAAACGGGCUAAUGAUGAUACUAAAGAUUGGUUGAUAGAGGUUCCUCAAAAUGCAGAUCCAUUUGAAGAUCAGUUUGAGAAAAGGAAGAAAAAGAAAAAUGAAAGGACAUCUAAGAAUGAAUUACAAAGACUGAGAAAUAUUGCCAGGGCACAGAAGACAAAAGUUCCUGGGGUUGGAUUAACACCAACUAUUGCUCCUUCUAAAGAUCAUCUUGGUAAAGCAUUGGCUAUAGCAAAGAAAUCUACAGCCUCUAUAGGAAAGUUUACAGAAACAUUACCCAAAGAAAAACCUUCAAAAUUUACUGGAAAGAAGAGAAAGUUUGAACCUAACUAUGGAGAUGUGAAGAAAGAAAAUACAAAGCAGUUAGAUAUAUUAAGUAGUGUUCUGAAUAAAACUCCAAUAUUAGAUGUAACUCAUGCUGUGAAUGCACAUGAAAAGGACGAAAACAGAACAGGUUCAAAAAGACAGAAAACAGAUAAAAAAGGAGGCAAAGGUGGUAAAGGUGGUAAAGGAAGCAAAGGAAACAAAAACAAUAGUCAACCAAAAAGAGGAAAAAGAAAUAAAAGAUGAUAAAUUAUUUUUUGUCUUUCUAGCCAUAAGACAAUAUAUAUAUACAUUUGGUCUAAAUGUUAGUCAACAAUCUUUCUUACAAGGGUGCAGGAUCGUUACAAGUAAUGAUUAAUGUACACAGUAGAUAAAUUAUAUAAAUUAAAGACUACAAAACUACAAAACAACACUAAUAUUAAAAAAAGAAAACAUUAAAUGUAAUUAUCUUUUAAAUAUUACAGAUAACAGAUAUCCUUCGUCUGUAUGAAUAUUAUAUAAAAUGAAUCAUAUCAAUCUAUUCUGAUUUAAUUAUAACAAUAUUGAAAUGUAUAUAACUAGAAAAAAUUAAAACCGAAAAAUAAAAACACUUGUACAAUUCUAAAAUUCCAAAAAUGAGUUCAAAUUGGAUAUUGUGUUCUUACACUUUUACCAUUCAGUAGUCAUGUUAUUUGAAUGGCACUCUCUUUUGUUUCCAUGCAUUAACCUAUAAACUUUUAUACCAAUGGUUUUCAAA
This is a messenger RNA of Mytilus trossulus (common blue mussel), 1550 nucleotides long. Its product is annotated as ribosome biogenesis regulatory protein homolog. Lineage: Eukaryota; Metazoa; Mollusca; Bivalvia; Mytilida; Mytilidae. Gene Ontology annotation, biological process: ribosome biogenesis; ribosomal large subunit biogenesis; endonucleolytic cleavage in ITS1 to separate SSU-rRNA from 5.8S rRNA and LSU-rRNA from tricistronic rRNA transcript (SSU-rRNA, 5.8S rRNA, LSU-rRNA). Gene Ontology annotation, cellular component: nucleolus; nucleus; preribosome, large subunit precursor. The coding region runs from base 62 to 1060 and encodes 332 amino acids. The transcript is spliced from 10 exons. Gene Ontology annotation, molecular function: protein binding. The record is from RefSeq and is a predicted model, not a curated record.